Anopheles marshallii is the source of this 1738-nucleotide messenger RNA. RefSeq lists its product as uncharacterized. The transcript has 3 exons. Lineage: Eukaryota; Metazoa; Arthropoda; Insecta; Diptera; Culicidae. Bases 89 to 1738 code for a protein of 549 amino acids. The record is from RefSeq and is a predicted model, not a curated record. Gene Ontology annotation, molecular function: protein binding.
AUAACCCACCGUGAAAGUAUUGAUCAAAUAAGUGGCCAGAUCUUGAGCAGCGCCUGGUAGUGACACGGAAAGUCGCACACAGUCGACGAUGGAGUUAGCUGACCUUCCGCACGAACUAUUGGAGAAAAUCUUCACCUUCCUUCCGGUGACUGAGCUGGCGACGGUUUCGCUUGUCUGCAGCACCUGGUGUGAUGUAAUACGGACCUUUAUUCUACCCAAGCAUGCCGUGUUGCACGUUCGUCCUGUACAUCCCGUUUCUCAUCAGCUGAUUGCCAUGGAGACGGUGCUUACGGAGCAGUGCGGCAAACCCUUUCCCUGGACGAACGUGAAAAUAACCAUCCCGAACGAGGAGCUUCCACAGCGGCCGGAGUUUGGGCAGUUUUUCCAACGUCAAGGACAUGCCCUCAAGUCUCUUACUCUGCAAUGCAUCCAGCUAACAGCGGACAUACUGGAGGUGUUCCCCAAGUUGUACAACCUUGAGCGGCUUUCGAUCAUCAGUGAGUCAGAAUCUCUGUAUGGUACAGUUCCUGCAAACGUGGAAGUGGCACUAACCUCACUGAAGACCCUGAAGCAUCUCAGGCUGCAUCUUCCCUCGUAUACCAUCCUCCGGAGCGUUAGCUUCCUGAACGGUGCCGGGCUCGUUUCGCUUUCACUCGAACGGUUCGAGACGGAGCUGCAUCAUCUGAAACCGCUGCUGAACGCUCACCAUCGAACGUUGCGCGAGUUAACCGUGCGUGUGGAGGAAAUGAAGCCUCUACUCGCGCUGUUGAACUCCUACGACGAACUCAAGCUGUACCGGCUCAAUCUGAAAAGUGCCGGCAAUGAGGAUGAUUUUUCCGACGGCUUGCUGGCGUUAUACGAGCGACAACCGCAGCUGCGUUCACUUACGAUCGGAUCGGAAUUAUCGCUACGGGCGGUGGAUGCAUUGCCGAAGAAAUUGCUCCAUCUGCAGGAACUGGAAAUCAUUGCCGAAAGCAUCAACAACUGCAAGGCACUGAGUGAGCUGCGACACCUGCGACGACUUACGAUGUGUCUGUACGAUGUCCGUGCCUGGGAUGAAACGGUGCAGAUUGGUGGUGUGACGGAACUGUCGCUGGCGGUAACAUUCCCACUCAUCUCACCGGCCAUAUUCUGUUCCUUCCCCAACCUGCACCGGUUGUACCUUGAGGAUGUAGACGACGAUACGCUGAUGCGUGACAUCGUAGUCGUGCGUACGCUGAUGGAGUGUAUGCGCAAUGUGCGUGUGCUGGAUCUGGAGAACUUUGUCUUCAAGGAGCGGGAAAUACUGAACGACGGUGUGGUGCGCUUGGAAGAGAUGGAAAAUCUAGAAUGUUUGAAGUACAGCUGCCGGGAUAUGUCGGAUGCGUCGCUACUUACCAUGAAUCUGCCGCACCUGCGGGAACUUUAUCUGACGCACUGUCCCAACGUGUCGUUCAAGGGAAUAUCCUUUCUCGUGGCCAGCUGCCCACUCGUCGAGCGAUUGCAUCUCGAGUCGAAUAAACGCGGGCUCGAGGAUGAUGCGCUGGAGAUGAUAGCACGAAAGCUCACCCAUCUAAGGAGGCUGGUUUUGGUAAACUUGCGUGCGCUCACGAAUGAUUCCUUGGAUGCGAUCGUGAACAACUGUUUCUAUCUUGCGGAGUUAACCAUAACACACUGCGUUGGAAUUACACUGGAAAAGGCGGACGCCAUCGAAAAGCUAUCGGUGGUGAAAUCUUUGAAAAAUUUAGUUUACAGCUAA